AUAUAUCAUAUAGAUAUCACCGAUUCAUCUAUACAUUUUCUUCUUGGGGAGAACCAAAAUUGAAGCCAUGGGCGUCGAUUACUACAACAUACUCAAGGUGAAUCGAACGGUUAGCGAUGAAGAUUUGAAGAAAGCUUACAAGAAAUUGGCCAUGAAAUGGCAUCCUGACAAGAACAUUGCUUCAACUGAUGAUAAAGUUGCUGAAUCUAAGUUUAAGCAGAUAUCUGAGGCUUAUUAUGUUCUUAGCGACCCCAAAAAGCGUCAGAUCUAUGACUUGUACGGGGAAGAAGGUCUGAAAUCGGGCCAGUUUGAUGAAUCGUCUCCUACUUUUAGAGGUACAACCAAAUCCAGCUCCAGGUUUAGGUUUGAUCCGCGGGAUGCUGAUGAGAUAUUUGCUGAGUUUUUCUAUGGAUCUGACGGUGGUGGUGGGAGGAGGAAGGGGAAUCCCGGUGGAGUGUUGAAGAAUUCUAACCAGAAGAGUGUUAGGAAAGCGGAGACGGUGGAGAAUAAGCUGAGUUGUAGUUUGGAGGAGCUUUAUAAAGGUUCCAAACGUAAAAUGCAGAUUUCGAGAAUCGUUCUUGAUGAUUCCGGCAAACCAGGGACUCUUGAAGAGAUAUUGCCAAUACAUAUCAAACCUGGCUGGAAAAAGGGAACGAAGAUCACAUUCCCUGAAAAAGGAAACCAAGAACCUGGUGUUGCUCCUGGAGAUCUUAUUUUCGUGGUUGACGAGAAGCCUCAUGACGUAUUUAAGAGAGAUGGAAAUGAUUUAGUCUUCACGAAAAGGAUCACGUUAUUGGAAGCGCUCACAGGAAAAACGAUCAAGGUGGUGACUUUGGAUGGUAGAAAUCUCACAAUCCCACUAACCGAUGUCAUCAAGCCAGGCCAUGAGGAAGUGAUCCCUAACGAAGGAAUGCCAAUCUCUAAAGAACCUGGGAAGAAAGGGAACCUGAGGAUCAAGAUUGAUAUCAAGUUUCCUUCGAGGCUAACCGGAGAGCAAAAAUCCGAUCUUAAGAGGGUCUUGGGAGGAGGAGGCAGAGUUGAUGACUAAUAUCUGUUUUCAACUUAUAAUAGAAACUGUGAGUACCUCUAACCAUUGACAAUGGAAGUGCAAUCAAAUGUACAUACAUGGAUAACUUUCUUGGUAUUAUCAGAGAGAAAAUUGUGCAUAGUAGAAACACUUUGAAGUCUUGUUGCCUAAUAUUAUUUUAUCCCUAGCUAACUACUUAAUAAUCUCCAUUUGAAAAUCUGUAUAUCGUAAAGCAGAGAGGCUAUGUUUGUUCGUAUUUGUACUUUGGGUUUGAACAAAUGUUGUGUUCUUAUCUGUCCCACAUAUUUGUUUACCUUAGUUAUUAAAUUGUCUACUAAAUCAUCUUUGUUAUUA
Cynara cardunculus var. scolymus (artichoke) is the source of this 1381-nucleotide messenger RNA. Its product is annotated as dnaJ homolog subfamily B member 1-like. Gene Ontology annotation, cellular component: cytosol. Bases 68 to 1048 code for a protein of 326 amino acids. The record is from RefSeq and is a predicted model, not a curated record. The transcript has 2 exons. Lineage: Eukaryota; Viridiplantae; Streptophyta; Magnoliopsida; Asterales; Asteraceae. Gene Ontology annotation, molecular function: protein-folding chaperone binding.